AUGGCAGUGUCUUUCGAUCUCUUGCAGAUUCCCUUUUACGGCCUUGUGGCUGGAGGUAUCGUGAUUACGUGGUCGUUGAGGAAGGCCGUACAAGCCUUUCAAAGAUGGAAGUACGCUCGCGAAAACGGCUGCCAAUCCCCAGCACACUCUGUGUCUCACGGCUUGUUUGGUCUUGGCAUGGCCAUGGAAGUAGCCAGAGCCGGCCCGGAGCAUAGAUUUCUCGAACUUAUUCGCGGCUGGCAUAGAAGCUACGGUCCGACAUUCAAGGCGAGAAUCCUCAAUCGAAAAUUCAUUUUCACGGUCGAACCACAGAACAUCCAAACAAUUCUCGCGUUGAAAUUCAAAGACUUCGGAAUAAGUUCAGCUCGAAUAGAUGCUCUCCGUCCACUCAUGGGCAAAGGCAUCUUCGGUGUAGACGGUAGCGAGUGGGAACAUGCACGAGCUCUCCUCAGGCCAAAUUUCUCGCGCACUCAGAUUCACGACACUCAAUUGUAUGAGAAUCACGUUGCGGAGCUGAUUGAGCGAAUCCCGCGCGACGGAUCGACCAUCGAUUUGGUCCCACUAUUUCUCAAGGGAACUCUUGACACUGCCACCGAGUUUCUGUUUGGAGAGUCUGCUCACUCGCUACGCAAAGAAGAAUCUUCUUCAGGUGCGAAAUUUGCUAAAUCCUUUGAUGCAGCCGGACACGUGACUGCCAUGCGCUUUCGACUUGGGGCUUUCGGGAGGUUCUACCGCAGGAAGGAAUACAACAAAGCCAUUAGAGAUACCCGCACCUAUAUUGAGAGAUUUGUACAAAAGACUAUCGACUAUCGUGUCGCGCUCAACAGCGGCCGUGAAGUUGAUCAAGAGAUCAAGCGAUUGACUGAAAGCCGAUAUAUAUUUUCCUAUGAGCUGUCGAAGCAAACACUUGACAAGACCAACAUAGCAGACCAGCUAGUGAGUAUUAUGUUUGCUGGUCGCGACACCACUGCUGGCCUAUUAAGCACUGUGUUCUUCAUCCUGGCCAGAGAGCCCGAUGUGUGGACCAAACUUCGAAAAGAAGUGCUCGCUUUGGAUGGAAAAAAGCCAUCAUUCGAGGAUCUAAAAUCCAUGACGUACCUGACCUGGGUUGUGAACGAGACUCAGCGCAUGUACCCACUCGUCCCUUUCAAUAUACGCCAAGCCAACAGAGAUACAUAUCUUCCCGUUGGCGGUGGCCCGGAUGGAAAGUCCCCUGUUUACGUACCUAAGGGCCACGAGAUUAUCUACAGCAUAUACACAAUGCAGCGCGAUAAAGAAGUCUUCGGACCCGAUGCGGAUGAGUUCCGCCCAGAGAGAUGGGAAAAUCUCAAGCCUGGUUGGGGGUACAUUCCGUUUAACGGAGGUCCUCGGAUAUGCAUAGGCCAGCAGUUCGCGCUAACUGAGGCUGGAUACACUAUUACUAGGAUUAUGCAAAGUUUUGAGGCAAUUGAAACUCGGGAUCCUAAUCCCUGGACGGAGGAUUUGGGAUUGACGUUGGCAAAUGCUAAUGGGACAAAGGUUGCUCUGAUACCUGUUCAGAAUUGA
Molecule: messenger RNA, 1545 nt
Organism: Penicillium expansum
Lineage: Eukaryota; Fungi; Ascomycota; Eurotiomycetes; Eurotiales; Aspergillaceae
Product: cytochrome P450
Exons: 4
Coding region: 1-1545 (514 amino acids)
Molecular function (GO): monooxygenase activity; iron ion binding; heme binding
Source: RefSeq, a predicted model, not a curated record